AUGGUGUCGGGAGAUGACGUUGCCACGGGAGGUAUCACUGUGCCAGCGCCGAAUCAAAUCCACAUCGCUGAAGCGGUCAAACCACACUCGAAAAAUGCCUUUGAGAACGUCUUUGGACCUGAUAUCACCCAGGAUAAAAUUUGCUCAAACGUACUGCCGGAGCUCGUACAGGGAGUGUUCAGCGGACAGGACUGUACGCUGAUCGCAUUAGGAGCCAAGUCAAGGGGUAAAGAGUGUCUUCUCUACGGUACACCCCCGUCAAACAGCGGCAUCUUCCAGACGGCUAUAACAUCUGUGUUCAAGAUCACUGAUGAAUACAGGUUUGUUGCACAAUUGUUGGUUUUUAUCCGUAUCUUUUCUCCACAGAAGUUGUUCGGGGAGUUAGUAGCCUGGACACCAUCAGGAUGA
Cooperia oncophora is the source of this 408-nucleotide messenger RNA. The record is from the annotation of a GenBank genome assembly. NCBI's taxonomy places the organism in Eukaryota, Metazoa, Nematoda, Chromadorea, Rhabditida, Trichostrongylidae.